Messenger RNA from Gaeumannomyces tritici R3-111a-1, 249 nucleotides. RefSeq lists its product as hypothetical. Bases 1 to 249 code for a protein of 82 amino acids. NCBI's taxonomy places the organism in Eukaryota, Fungi, Ascomycota, Sordariomycetes, Magnaporthales, Magnaporthaceae. The record is from RefSeq and is a predicted model, not a curated record. The transcript is spliced from 2 exons.
AUGCACUACACCCCCGCCCAACUCAUCGCCCUCGUCGCCCUCGCCAUCCCAGCCACGGCCCUCCCGCUCGGACCAUCCGCGAGCCUCCUGCUGCCGGGGGCUCGGGGCUCGGCGUUUGAAAUCUUCAAGCGCGAGCCGGCCGAGGACUCCAAGCCGCACCAGUCGCCCAAGUCCGAAUCUGAUGACGCCGAGGAACCCGAAAUUUUCAAGCGCGAGCCUGCCGAGCAGAAAUACCCGCUACCCAUUUAG